Marasmius oreades (fairy-ring Marasmius) is the source of this 1299-nucleotide messenger RNA. RefSeq lists its product as uncharacterized. The record is from RefSeq and is a predicted model, not a curated record. Bases 1 to 1299 code for a protein of 432 amino acids. The transcript has a single exon. Lineage: Eukaryota; Fungi; Basidiomycota; Agaricomycetes; Agaricales; Marasmiaceae.
AUGACACACUAUCCUAUGCCAGAUGUUUUUGUUUAUCCACCAGAGGAAGAUGACUGUCCACCGUUUUGCUGUUUCUACGCUUCCCAAGCCAUCCCAUCCAAUUCACCAACUCAGGCCGACCUCGACGCUCCUGGUUCAGCCCUCGACUUCGUCUCUCGGUCCAUUCAUUAUGACACACCAGAACUCUAUUGCAAAGACUUGAAUUCUCCAGACGUCCGCGUCAUGCCCCGGAGGCAUAACCCUAUCAUCAACCAUCGUGAGGAGGAGCAGUGCUAUCCAGACAACGAUAUCACCAUUCGUGGUAGUUCACCGGGAAAUGACUCAGAAAUAGUGGAGGUGGUCAAAGUCAGGAGGCGUAGCGAAACCGUUCGUUCGGCCUCUGACUCGACAUCUAACCAGCCUAAGGGCCUGAAGGCUCGAGCCUCUCGUGCUUUCAGCACUUUACGGAAGGUUAGCCGCUCUGCAUCGCGCAGUAGGAAGAGUGAAGAAGAAACGGUUGAAACAUCGUCUCGAGCUCCCUCUCCUUCUCCCAUGCCGCGAAGACCAUCUACGGCUCUCGCAAGUUUAUUCACGCGUUCGCCGUCAUUGAGAUCUAGCACUUCAUUCGAGUCGUUCAAUGAACAGACAAUUCCUCCCACCCCUACAUCAUCUGCUCCGCCCAAAAUCUCUACCGAGACUGCCCUCAGUAACACAAUACACACACCCACAUCUGGAGACAUGCAUAACUUUGUUCCCUAUACGAGCGAUUCGGAGGAUGAUGACAACGAAGAUGAACCGAACGUUCGCCACGAUGACCCUCAACACACACCUCGUGCAACGCGAUGUGUCGCAACUCCUACAUCCCAAUCAUUCAAAGCUGGUCGUCGCCGGUUCUCCGUUAUGAACCUCUUUUCUUCGUUCUCCGCUUCAGAGCCUUCUUCCUCCGUCACGAUUGUAUCUCCAUCUGUCGCAACACUUCCCCUCAUGUCGAGAGAUUCACUAGGGCCUUCUUCGGAUUCAUGCGAGACGUCAUCUUCAGCGUCGUCGACAGGCCCAACGACGCCUGUCGAAGAAACAUUUCCGCCUCUCCACCAGAGUCGAACAAGCAGUGGUACUUUACUCAAAAGAUUACCUUCACUCACCAAAAAGAAGGAUAAUCGUCGCGGCUCGCUAUCGGAAACGCAAUUCCCUGUUGCCGCUGUUGAAGUCAUCACUCGUAAACCUCGGGAGCUAGAGGAUAUCGGCGACGUCUCGCUCGGAGAGAUGCAGCUCGAUUCGCUCCAUUUUUCUGAGCUAAGCUUCGACGUGGACAGGUUUUAG